This is a messenger RNA of Nycticebus coucang (slow loris), 1933 nucleotides long. It is a transcript of the gene GMPPA, whose product is annotated as GDP-mannose pyrophosphorylase A. NCBI's taxonomy places the organism in Eukaryota, Metazoa, Chordata, Mammalia, Primates, Lorisidae. The transcript has 12 exons. Gene Ontology annotation, molecular function: transferase activity. Gene Ontology annotation, biological process: biosynthetic process. Gene Ontology annotation, cellular component: cytoplasm. The record is from RefSeq and is a predicted model, not a curated record. The coding region runs from base 316 to 1746 and encodes 476 amino acids.
AGCUGGUGGAGGGGCGGCUGGAGGGGUAGGGGCAGCGGCCGGCCACCAACGCAAAGGGAGGUCUUGAAGGAUCUGGCUGGCUCUUCGCGCGUUCACUCCUGUGUUGGUCUCGCUACCCAUGGCAACUAGAGGCUAGGGUUUAUGGGACCCUCGGUUGUGGGGUUCCAAGGGUUGGCAAUUAAUCCUCUGAUUCAGAGAUUUCGACACCUGUCUUCAGUACUCAGGGGGUUGGUAGGUUCAGUGUUUAGGAUGCCAAGGGAACCUGUCUUUUGAUUCGCGAUUCAACAUAUAGAGGUUUAGGUAGAAGUCACCAUCAUGCUCAAAGCUGUGAUCCUGAUUGGAGGCCCUCAGAAGGGGACUCGCUUCAGACCUUUGUCUUUUGAGGUGCCCAAACCACUGUUUCCUGUAGCUGGAGUCCCAAUGAUCCAGCACCAUAUUGAGGCCUGUGCCCAGGUCCCUGGGAUGCAGGAGAUUCUACUUAUUGGCUUCUAUCAACCAGAUGAGCCCCUUACCCAGUUCCUAGAAGCUGCCCAGCAGGAGUUUAACCUUCCAGUCAGGUACCUUCAGGAAUUUGCACCCCUGGGCACAGGGGGUGGUCUCUACCAUUUUCGGGACCAGAUCCUGGCUGGAGGUCCUGAGGCUUUCUUCGUGCUCAAUGCUGAUGUCUGCUCCGACUUCCCCUUGAAUGCUAUGUUGGCUGCCCACAGACGAGACCGUCACCCUUUCUUACUCCUGGGCACCACGGCUAACAGGACACAGUCCCUCAACUAUGGCUGCAUUGUUGAGAAUCCACAGACGCACGAGGUCCUGCACUAUGUGGAGAAACCCAGCACAUUUAUCAGUGACAUCAUCAACUGUGGCAUCUAUCUCUUCUCCCCUGAUGCCCUAAAACCUCUUCGGGAUGUCUUCCAGCGCAAUCAGCAGGAUGGGCAACUGGAGGACUCUCCUGGCUUGUGGCCGGGGGCAGGUACCAUCCGCCUGGAGCAGGACGUGUUCUCAGCCCUGGCAGGACAAGGCCAGAUAUAUGUGUACCUCACUGACGGUAUCUGGAGCCAGAUCAAGUCUGCAGGUUCAGCCCUCUAUGCCUCCCGCCUCUAUCUGGGCCGUUAUGAAUUCACUCACCCAGAACGGCUGGCCAAGCAUACCCCAGGAGGUCCACAAAUCAGAGGUACCCACCCUGCCCUAAUUCUUAACCUUUGCCCUCUUCCCCAUCCCUUUCUGCCCUCUGAGCCAGGACUCCUGACCUCAGGUCCAGAGUUGAAGUCUCAAUCCCUGCCCCUUCCCAUCCAGAUAUGGUUUGGGGUAUUUGGCCCCAGGGCCUCUCUUCUGCUUCUAGGAAAUGUUUACAUCCACCCAACAGCUAAGGUGGCCCCAUCGGCUGUGCUGGGUCCCAAUGUCUCCAUUGGCAAGGGGGUGACCGUGGGUGAGGGUGUGCGUCUCCGGGAGAGCAUUGUCCUUCAUGGAGCUACGUUACAGGAGCACACAUGUGUCCUGCACAGCAUCGUGGGCUGGGGGAGCACCGUGGGACGCUGGGCCCGCGUGGAGGGUACCCCCAAUGAUCCCAACCCCAAUGACCCCCGAGCCCGCAUGGACAGUGAAAGCCUCUUCAAAGACGGAAAGCUGCUGCCUGCCAUCACCAUCCUGGGCUGCCGCGUCCGGAUCCCUGCUGAGGUGCUCAUCCUGAACUCAAUUGUUCUGCCACACAAGGAGCUGAGCCGGAGCUUCACCAACCAGAUCAUCCUCUGAGAGGGCCUGCCAGAGGCCCCCUCAACUCCCACCGGCUCCUCUGGAUGCUGCUUUCUGUUUGGCCAGCCUCUGUUCCCAGAAAGACCAGAGGAAGCCAGGCAGGACCUUCACAUUCGGGGAGCAAUGUGGGUGGCCGGGGACUCCUAGCUUCCCUCCCCAUUCCCUAAUAAACCCGGCGAACCUUGGA